This is a messenger RNA of Tilletiaria anomala UBC 951, 888 nucleotides long. Its product is annotated as putative ARC18-subunit of the Arp2/3 complex. Gene Ontology annotation, molecular function: actin filament binding. The transcript is spliced from 6 exons. The coding region runs from base 13 to 549 and encodes 178 amino acids. The record is from RefSeq and is a predicted model, not a curated record. Lineage: Eukaryota; Fungi; Basidiomycota; Exobasidiomycetes; Georgefischeriales; Tilletiariaceae. Gene Ontology annotation, cellular component: Arp2/3 protein complex; cytoskeleton. Gene Ontology annotation, biological process: Arp2/3 complex-mediated actin nucleation; regulation of actin filament polymerization.
UGCACAGCAACAAUGCCGGCAUAUCAUUCCAUGUACAACCAAGAUCCAGACGCGAGGGUCUACGGAUCCAUAGCGCUUUUGCCGAUCAGGACACGUAUCCGCGGCCCGGCGCCGACUCCAGCUGAUCCGUCGGCUAUGGACAUCAUCGAUGAGUCGAUCGACCUGUUCAGGGCCAACUCACUCUUCCGCAAUUUUGAGAUCAAGGGGCCAGCCGACCGGGCGCUCAUCUACCUGAUUCUCUUCAUCUCGGACUGCCUCACCAAAAUUGCGACCGCAAGAGUGCCUAUGUCCCAAAACGAAGCCGUCAAACAGCUUUCGACGUACGCGGUCGACAACUUUGCGCUGCCGGGAGACGCGAAUUUCCCUCUCAAUCAGCUCUACUCUGCUCCAAGGGAUCGCGCAGAGGCCGACGCCCUCCGAUCAUAUCUAACUCAAGCAAGGCAGGAAACAGCAGCAAGACUUAUCGAGAAGAUCUACAUCAAUGGCAAGCCAAGCAAGUUCUGGCUAGCAUUCACUAAGCGAAAGUUCAUGGGCAAGAGCUUGAGCUAGGCGCAAGGUUGCGUUGUCCUGCAUUGUAGAGCGCAUGGCACCGACCAAAUGUGUUCCCACGUUAAUGAGCCAUGCGAUGACUAGUAAUACAGUGCGUAAGGCGUAACCCCCUUGCCAAAAUGCAUACGCUACGGGGGCACCUCAUGUGCGAGCAACCAAAGCUUGUCGAUGCCUUCUUGCCAGCUGGAAUGUGAGGAACCCAGCAAUGACAGCGCUGAUGGCUCCUAAACGGAACACGAUCCCAAUUGCGGCUGCGUCGUGCUCGGUGUCUCCAGGUGCGGCGGCUGCCCGCUCCACCAGCGAAGCGACUCCUGUGCCUCCUGUCGCUGCUGGCAAAGC